Molecule: messenger RNA, 1443 nt
Organism: Gopherus evgoodei (Goodes thornscrub tortoise)
Lineage: Eukaryota; Metazoa; Chordata; Testudines; Testudinidae
Exons: 4
Coding region: 54-1121 (355 amino acids)
Source: RefSeq, a predicted model, not a curated record
UUUAUUUGUGAACUAAAAUACAUGCAACAACAAAAAUUUCACCUUUCCGACUAAUGUUUGGUGAUGAUGUAGUGUUUCCAGAAGAUGUCUUAGAGAAUUACACGGUAAGUGUAUGUUAUUCCCAGCACCUUUCAUGUACACAUGGCAUUCUGUGUGCCUUCAUUUUACAAAUACAACCACUUCUCCAUUUGUUUACAAAGAUCCCAGAUCUGAAUAUGUUAGUGGAAGAUUUCUUCAAAGAGAACAGCAUGAAUAUGAAAUCAAGACAUGACGCUGACAUUGUGCUGCCACUAAGUAACAUUACUAAAGCACAAGAAAAACAACAAAGACAUUAUGCUAAAAAGACUUCUAAAUAUGGGGAAAUAACAUUUGAAGUUGGGGACUCUGUACUAUUACUGAAUACUAGACAGAGAACAAGAAAAGAAGGAGUAUUGGAAUCUAAAUAUCAUGGACCAUACAAAAUUAUGAGUGUUGAAGGUAAGAGAGUGAAAUUACAAACCAUCUCAGGGAAACAGUUAGGAACCAUGUACAGUAUUGCACACUUAAAACCAGUAAAAGAGCCAACAACAUUAGCUGCUGAAAGCACAUCAGAGGGAAAAACUGGCACUGAAAUUGGAGUUGGUGACGCUGAACCAGAAACACCCAGGGAAGAGAUUAGAGAAGUGGAUGGCACUGUAUCUCAUGACAGCAAAGUGGAAAACAUAGAGGUCACAGCAAUAGAAAAAGAGGAAUAUAUAGGGCAAGAUGUGUCAAACAAUGAUACAAGUGAUGCUGAUGACAGUUUUGAUGACAUGCUUACAGAGGAAGUGGAAGACAAGCAAUGGCUUCUGAAAGUAAAAUUGGUAAUGACCAGCAAACACACAGAGAGACUGGAGGCGAAAGUGAGAAACAUAAAAUUGUAUGGCUCUUCAUUUCAUUGCCUGAAACCGAGAAGCUGGAUAAGUGAUGAGGUUAUUGAUGCAUUUUUGAGCUGUGUAGUUGAGAAAGCAGAUGGAAAGAGUGAAUUACUUCAAAAUGAUAUAUUAUUGCUUCCUUACCACACACCAGGUCAUUGGGUUCUUGCGGUAAGAUGUUUUGUAUUGUGCUUCUGGAUUAUGGGCAAUAAAUGUGGCAAUAAAUAAGAGAUUUGUAACACAAAUAUGGUAGUGGUGAUAUACUUUGCCAUGCUGCGGGUUUUCUGGGAGUGCAGUGCAUGCUAAGGAAAGUGGAAUGUGAUUGUUAAAAAUACAUUGAUACUGUCAAUUUACAUUGUUCAUGUAACAUGGAAGAAUACAUUCUGUAAAGAGUUGAUUGAUUUCACAAUAUGAUUAUAGGUUGUGUGUUUCUGUUACAUUACAAAUGAUUAUAUGUUAAUUGCAUACUGAUUGUUGAUAUAUUUUUUGAAUAUAUAUAAAUUUUUUGAGAUAAUCACAUUACCAAUACAUUUUAUGAAUAUAUUUAAAC